This is a messenger RNA of Oncorhynchus kisutch (coho salmon), 7003 nucleotides long. RefSeq names its product ST3 beta-galactoside alpha-2,3-sialyltransferase 2 (gene st3gal2). The record is from RefSeq and is a predicted model, not a curated record. NCBI's taxonomy places the organism in Eukaryota, Metazoa, Chordata, Actinopteri, Salmoniformes, Salmonidae. The transcript has 7 exons. Gene Ontology annotation, cellular component: membrane. Gene Ontology annotation, molecular function: beta-galactoside (CMP) alpha-2,3-sialyltransferase activity. Bases 2790 to 3848 code for a protein of 352 amino acids. Gene Ontology annotation, biological process: sialylation.
ACCAGUGUGAAAAUGUAUCCACUCACUACUGUAAGUCACUCUGGAUAAAAGUGUCUGCUAAAUGACUCAAAUGUAAGCAGGUUGUGGGGGAAAAUAUGAUUUUCACCAAUUCAUAUACAUUUUUUGUGUUGCUCGUAUCUAAACCAAAGGAGAUCAUUUUAAAAUUAUACCCUUCAGUUGGGGUCUCUAUAAGCUUGAAUAUGAGUUCCUAAACCUAGCAUGAAAGUCCAUCCUUGUAGCUGUGUGGGCUGAUAUAGUCAAAUGUUUGCCUUGGGGUAAGUUGAGCAAAUAGAUGUGUUUUCCUCCCAGAUGUAAUGCAUGGCAUUAUCACUGGGAUAUGAGCUAACAACAAGGUCAACAAUAAUAAUAAUAAUAAUAAUAAAGCACUAAGUGUUUGUUUGGUGUUAAGCUUGUGUUAAAGGACGCUUCAAUUAUUUAAAGACAAAAAAGUGAUUGUGAUUGUGUUGAAUUGUGUUUGGGAAAUAAACUGUCAUGUUUACAUGAAUUCUGAUUAUUUCCAAGGAUACACAAAAUCUUGAAAUAUAUGUAGAUAUCUUUGAUAGAAAGAAUACUAUAUUUCCCUUGACGGAGAGAUGCUGAAUGUAAAAAAUGGCUCAAUUGACCCUACUAUGGAACAUUUAGUUCAAAUCAAAAAGGGAUUGAAUUCAAAUGGAUUUGCCCAAGAUCUUACCUACACUGUUGCUCUCUGUGAGCUCUGUAUUGUAUUGUGGUUGCAUAAUUGCCAGCAUAUUAUGGUCGAGUCACUGUGGAACAUUAUUUGGUGAUUGUCUCUUUCUUUCUACAUGUCAUCUCUGGUCUUUGGCAGCAGAGUGCCUCAGCCAUACUGUAGAGACAUUCUCUUUUCAUCUAUAAGCUCCUAGGAGAGGCCCAAAGAUAGAAGCACAUCCUCUGUUCUGUCCUCAGAGACAAGCCUGAGAAUGAGAGGGAAAUUAGGUGUUUGGGAGGAAAGAGGAAGUCAAAGAGCAUAAGCAGUAGAGAUGGAAAGUGGUUUUAGGCUGAAGCAGGGGAAUAUGGGAGAUGGAGAAUCUGCUAUACUGUGAGGACAAAUUCUACUUCUGUUUUGUGUGUUAGUUUAGAAAGACCAAGUGAAAGAGUAAAGGCCGAGAGGGGCUCAGACGUGGCUUUCUUCACAGCAGACACAAUACCUUGAACGACACAAAAGCUUUAAAAUCAAAUACUGUCAUAAAGUCAAAUACCAAGGGGUCUACUGCUUCCUGAACAACAGUGUGUUGGUGUCUCAGGGGGACAGGGAUCUGGAAACAAGUAGAUAGGGAGCAGGAGAUAUAGGAGCUACAGGGGCCACGGUGUCUAUCUGGUCCUCUGUUUCCCUGUGAGGCUGUCUUUGUGUCAGGGAUCGAGAGGUGGACACACAUACAGCCAAGGACUGGCUAACAGCAGGACUAAACCACUCUGAAGGGCACUGGAGGGCCACUGGGCAGAAGGUUGGCAUCUGGCUGGCAGAGAGCGGGCACUGUGGUGGGCAGGCGACCGCAGCAUCGAGAUUACAGAUUAGGCAGAACAGCAGGUCAGGGCACAUUAUCCUGACACAAUCUGUACUUCCACCAACACCACACCGCAGAAUUCAAUUAAACCCUACUGCUCCUGCUACUGGCAGGCAGUGGCCCAGCCUCACACACAUACACAUAUACACAAAUAAUCUCCACUGCUGGACAGCUACUGAGCCCCCCUCGCUUCCCUGCUGUCCUGUUUGACGAUCAGCGCCAGAUGGAGUGAUGUGAUUUUUUGAUUUUGAUUGGUUUAUCUUUUUUUUCAAUCCAGUCACUCAUUGCCUCACGGUUCCUUGGAGAUCAUUCAUUGGUAAGCUGUUUUAAGGUCACCAUAUCUACUUUUCUUAAGAUUCUGGGUCAGUCCCCUUUGUCAUUAUGGUCAGAAUGCUUUGAUUACUUUGGGGGUUUUACUGUAUUCUGUUUUUACUCUGGCUGAAAACCACUGGAAUUUAGACAGAGAACCUGGACCCAGGGCAUUAGAAGGGCUGGUAGAUGCUCAGUCUGCCAACACAGGGACACACACCACUCACAGCCUCAAUGAGAACUAGACUACAGGGCUCCAGACCCUAUGUUUCAGAGCUGAACCCAAGGUCCUGAGUAGCUCUGCUACUCUGAGAUGACACUAAUGACUCAGUACCUGACUUUUACCAUGGAUAUCACUGUAGGUGGAUACGACUGCUAACCAAGGUUAACGGAGCGUGAUAGGCUCUGACAGGUUCUCAGACUAACAGUGUACAAUUUGUGUUGAGUUCGUCAGUUUUUUAUGUGCAGACACUCUGCUGGAGCUCCCAUCCAGGACUUGAGCAGUGCUGUGUGUGGAAAGUCGGGGCUGGGUGGAAGGUGUGAAGAGCGGCAGCCACGUGUGGAGAGACAGAGAGUGAAGGGAGCAACACACAACUCUGGGAGAAACUGUUUAGAGUGAGACACUGAGAGACACACUGUGGUGCAGCGGCUCUCCCUCUCUCUGUUUGACGGACUGGAAGAGUGUUCUCUCUGAGCCAGUGUGAGCCAGCCUGCACGCUGAGUGGAGCUGAGGCCAGUAGGGUGGGGACAGUGGCAGGGAGCGGUGCAUGGCAGUGGGGGGGGCGGGUGCCGUCCGUCACCCAGCACCGGGAGGGGCGCUGGGGUUGGGGCUGGGUGUGGGGCGGCCCUAGGGGGGCGAGGGGCCAGAGGUCAGGGAAGCUGAGGCCCUGGUUGACAGGCGGGGCCAGCGUGGAGCGGGGGUGUCGGUCGGGGUCUAGCGACGGUGGAGGAGGGGGCAUGCGGUGCUCACUGAGGGUGUGGGUGCUGCUGGGCUCCCUGGGCCUGGUCUUUCUCACCUCCCUCUUCUUCUCCAUCUCCCUGAGGGGGGGCGUCGGCCUGCCCUACCUGGACCCACCCGGAUGGGAGGAGUCUCGCCGAGUUAAACUAGUGCCCAACUACGCUGGUGCCCACCAGCUAAGCCCUCUAGAGGGCACCCAGCAGGAGAAGACAUGUGCCUGCCCCCGCUGUGUGGGAGACCCUGGGGUGUCGGACUGGUUUGAUGAGAACUACGACCCGGACAUUUCCCCCGUGUGGACACGGGACAACAUCCAGCUGCCUUCAGAUGUCUACUAUUGGUGGGUGAUGCUGCAGCCUCAGUUCAAGCCCCACACUAUCCAGCAGGUGCUGCUGCGGCUGUUCCAGGUGAUCCCAGGCCGCUCCCCCUACGGCUCUUGGGACCCCGCUCGCUGCCUGCGCUGUGCAGUGGUGGGGAACUCAGGCAACAUGCGUGGGGCUGGGUAUGGGCCCACCAUAGACGGCCACAACUACAUCAUGAGGAUCAACCUGGCUCCCACGGUGGGCUAUGAGGAGGAUGCAGGCAGCCACACCACUCACCACUUCAUGUACCCAGAGAGUGCCAAGAACCUGGCAGCCAAUGUCAGCUUCGUCCUGGUGCCCUUCAAGACCCUGGACCUGCUGUGGAUCACCAGCGCACUCUCCACUGGACAGAUCCGCUUUACCUACGCCCCUGUGAAGCAGUUUCUACGGGUGGACAAAGACAAGGUUCAGAUUUUUAACCCAGCCUUCUUCAAGUACAUCCAUGACCGCUGGACCAGGCACCACGGACGCUACCCCUCCACAGGCAUGCUGGUUCUGUUCUUCGCUCUGCACGUGUGCGACGAAGUGAAUGUUUUUGGCUUUGGCGCUGACAGUCGAGGCAACUGGCACCACUAUUGGGAGCAGAACCGCUACUCUGGAGAGUUUCGGAAAACAGGGGUACAUGACGCAGACUACGAGGCCCAGAUCAUCGACUCGCUAGCGAAGGCCGGAAAGAUCCAAGUUUUUCCAGGAAAGUGAGGGCUGGAGGUGUGGUGGGCUGGCUUACAGGAACACUAGAGUAACCAUCGCCACCAUCUUUAUGUGCUUAGUUAUCUGUUUCUUUGUGAUUUGCAUAGAGAGGGUUCCAUAACACUAGAUCAUACGUUGCCUGAUGACCCUGUUCCCAUUGUGCAGGAGGGUAAGUUGCUGAUGGUUGUGAGUGGAACUACAUGUGACUACACACUCUGCCCCCAACAGGCCUACCUCCAUAGCCCUCAGCCCUGAGGAGAAAUGAACGGACAGAACUAUAGGAAUAAUGUAGUGGGGGAGGAGAAGUCUGGCCUAGCCACUGUAUGGACCUGUGAACCAGUCCCAUCCACAAUCCCACCUCCUGCUCAUCCGCAGGGGGUUGAGUCAUCACACGCCUUAGGGGUCUCACACCCAGAGACUCAGCCCCCCGCCCACUCUGUAGCCACCACCCUAAAUGUCAUGGCAACAAGUGACGGACACUGAUCUACCCCUGCCGUGUUCACACCCACCUGUAUAGCUGCUGUUAAAGCCCCCUUGCCCCUCGGAGCUGGGAGUACUAGGUAGUUGAAGUUUCCGUGAUUGGAAGUCCAGAGGCUUACUGUUGUAAUUAUAUGACUAUCAUGUUGAAGGUAUGUACGGCCCACAGGGAUUUGACCACAUAUACAGUAUUAACCGUUUGAUUUGUUUUAACCAUUUUAAGUGACUAAUCAUCCUGCUAAUUAGGUGGAUUGGGGAGAGGCUUACACAUGGUCAACAACAACACAAGCAGACAUAUCGCGAUAAGACUAACACUACUCACUCAUUAACAUACACACACACUCUUCCACACAUACACCGUUCACACAAUGUUCUUGGUCAUUUAGAGCUAAUACCACUAAGUAUAGGACUGAGUACAAAGAGCUCACACUAAAAUGACCUGCUGCCUCCUGCUGCCUGUUAAGGGAUACUGCAUCACUCUGAGGCCCAUACAUUAUAUGUACAUAGGACAAACUGAAGGCUGCCUACUCUGUGUCUAAUGAUGGCCACUUGAUAAUGGAAAGUAAUAUGGCACAACAUAACUAACCCGACUGCUAGUAAAAAAUGCCACUAUAUUUUCAGAUCAGAGUUUAGGAACUCUAAAAAGAUAGGUAGCUUAGCGGGUAGUCUAGGCAGGUAGUCUAGCAAUUAAGAGUGUCGGCCAGUAACUGAAAGGUUGCUGGUUCAAAUCCCUGAGCUGACUCGGUUAGAAAUCUGUCUGUGCUCUUGAGCAACACACUUAACCCUAUUGCUUUUGUAACUAGCUCUGGAUAAGGGCGUCUGCUAGUUUAGUUAAAUGUAAAAACUGUCUUUAGUCCUGGCUGCAGUAGUUAUUAGCCAGUUUGGCAAUGUGACAUUCAGUCAAGGAUUUCUGCUGUUGUGUAAUCCUAUGAUGAUAUCAUAAAUAUGGUAAAUACCAUUAUUAACUACAUGAUAUACUUGUAUUAUAUCUAUCCUUUGCACAUCAUGGAGUUCUUAUCUGACACUCUGACAUUGAGUUGGGCAGAUCACUGUAACUGAUUCCUAUACAUACUCAGUUCUGUGUGGAAUUUUUGUUUUGUUUCAGGUAUGUGUCUCUACCUGACACACAUACUUUAAGGACAUCUACGGAGUGCCAGUGAGUUUUUAUAAGCCCUCACUCCUUACUAGUGUGUGUGAGAGAGUGCUGUAAACAAAAUUGUGUGAUUUACUUAGUGUUGUCAAAGUGAGAUUUUCAGUUAGACCCCUCUCAUAAACAAAAUAGACACAUAUCAGAAAUUUACAGCAAUGUGACAACACACACACACAUCCAUGCUUGCGUGCCUUGUCCCAGUGUUGGACAUACCUUUCCUGCAGUGCACCAUAAACCUCAGUACACGUGUGCUACCUUAAGCUUGAUUUAGUCUGCACAGGACAUUCACACAAACCCUACCCUACUAUGGGUACUGCUAUUGUGAUCAUAACAGCGUGUCAGCCAUGUCUCUUACACACAUACACAUAUUCUGAGGGCUUCAAAUGUCUUCUCUGACUUAGACCAUACACCUUAUAUUAUACCCACCCCCUCUGGUCUCGCCUGGCUGAGAGCUGUGCCUUCUGGACCCAUAUGAUUCACUCUGCCUUUCUCUUGGAGCCACGUAGAGGCUUCCUUUAUGCUGUUGCUUUUUAAACAACUCAUUAUCUAGAGAUUAAAGAAAAUCAACUCUUAUCUGUGACUAGAAAUGGGUAAAGUUGAUGACUAUGGUUGUAUUCAUUUGCUCUUCUCAAUCAGUGUUUUGCCAUUGUGUCUGUGAUUCGUAUCUGCUGAGGUAUCGUGUUCAAGAUGACAGCCGAUGGCAUUGUGUCUAGUGGUUAAAACAUGUCUCCACCUUAUGUCUGUGUUUUACAUGGAAUGUUUCUUAGUAAGUAUACCCAACACUUUCCUGGGUGAUCCUACUGACUACGCCAGAAAUAAAAUGUGCAAUACAUACUCAAAGAAAAUCAAACACAAUGGACAUUGUUCUAAUGAUUGGACAUAACUUUGAUUCAGUUACUCCCAAUUACUUUUGUAAUAACUGUUUAUACAACAGGACAAAACCCAUAUCUACUGUAACAAUAAAGCUAGCACAUUGAAGCUGAACGCCACGUUUUAGCCCAACGUGCUUAAGGAUACAGUAUGUUCCCCAAUAUGUUGUUUGAUUGCUGUGUACACUGUGGGGAACUGACUGUGUAAAAGGUGAGAAAUCCUUUUCAACUCUGCUGUCCCUGAUAGUAUUAUUCCGUAAUGGAUAGUUUUGAAUGUAUUUGAGUUCAUCGGGUCUGGCUUGAGUGGCUUCUAGUGAUAACUGAAUGGUCUCUUAUGAAGAGUGGCUUCUAGUGAUAACUGAAUGGUCUCUUACGAAGAGUGGCUUCUAGUGAUAACUGAAUGGUCUCUUAUGAAGCAUCUAUGCUGUUGCAGUGUUUUGAUGGUUUCAUCUCCAGCUCUUCAUUAGAGGUCUCUUGUGCACAACAACAUAUACCGACAACAGACUGAUGGUACCAUCAGUGUUACUAUCAUUAUUACCAAUAGUAUCCUCAUUAGUAUUAUGACUGUCAUUGGUUGUAAGCACUCUCUCCUUACUACUUAAAACCUCAGUGUGUGUGAUGGACUGUUUUUAAUCACAUGCUGUUGUGAAAAUAAAAGCAACAUGAAA